Molecule: messenger RNA, 1667 nt
Organism: Epinephelus lanceolatus (giant grouper)
Lineage: Eukaryota; Metazoa; Chordata; Actinopteri; Perciformes; Serranidae
Gene: ifngr2
Product: interferon gamma receptor 2
Biological process (GO): cytokine-mediated signaling pathway
Cellular component (GO): plasma membrane
Molecular function (GO): cytokine receptor activity; protein binding
Source: RefSeq, a predicted model, not a curated record
UUUCAGGAAGUGUGUUAUAAGGAGAGUUACUGUAAGUAGCUUCCCAGACUGUCAUUAGUCCCAGACUUUGAGGAAGUAUUGCCAUCUAGUUUCGAUCAUAUUCUAGUUGUUGAACAGAUUAUGGCUGCUGUGGAGACAGAUGUGCUCGGGGACUCGUCGCACCCUAUGAAAUGACGCUGCCACAAUGCUUUUCGGUGUCCUGUGCUUUCUAGUCGUCGUCCAAGUACGGUCUGAGGCACCACCAGGUCCGCCCCAGAACAUCCAUGUUGAUAACUGGCUGCUGUCAUGGACCCCUGCCACCAAGGAGGAAGAUGUCACCUACACCGUUCAGUACAGCAGCUUUGACAGCCGCGUGUGGACAGAUGUACCAGCCUGCAUCCAUAUAUCAUCCGAUUCCUGUGAUGUCAGUUCCACUAAAGCCUUGGGCGAGCACGGCUGUGUUAUGCUGCGUGUACAAGCAGAGAAGAAACAUGGGCUGACCUCGAAACCAGUCAAGGCCUGUAGCAGACAUGGUGACUCCUGCACUCCUGACUUCAGUCUGACUGCAGGGCCCGGCUCCCUGACUGUACAUUUGAGUAGAAACCACAGUUUGGCUCUGAAACAUGAAGACCAUGCAAAAUACAGGGUUUAUUAUGGCAAGGAAGGAGAGCCCCUUAAGAGUUAUAGAGAUGAUGUUGCCUCAGUGACCAUCCGUGAGCUGCAGGAGGGACAGCGUUACUGUACAAAAGUGGAGUAUAUCUACUUCGAUGUGAGCGUCGGACCACCCACCUGUACCCAGUGUGAGGUCAUCCCUGAGUCAAAAAAAGAUUCAAAACUAACAGAAACAGUAGUAGCUGUGGUGCUUGUCAGCGUCCUGCUCAUUACGUUCAUCGCGUACCUCCUCAUCUUUCAACGUGGGAGGAUCAAACAGUGGCUGCAACCUCCAUACCAGAUCCCAGACAACUUUCUGCUGAAGCCUGAGCACCACCUUCCCAUCUCCACCAGCAUUCCCACUGAGGAGCACUGGGAUGUAAUUUCCUGCAUUUCCCCAGAGGAGUCCAGAGAAUGAAAGCCACUGUCCUCUCUGCCUCUGCACUACACUCUGGCCUUCUCACUCUGCUGUUGUGGAGAUCAGAUCUGUCGAUUGAGCUGCUGGGAGAUACACUCUGCAACCUGCUGUCCUGAAGCCAUACGUUUUGCUGAGAUGGAUUCGACUCAUGAUAAAUGACAACUUGUCAAGUCAAAACUUAAUAGCUGAGAAGAGGAGGUCUGAUUUGAUCUAGAUUUAGCUUUCGCUCUGGGAGAGAAAAGGGAGUUAUAAAACGACUGAGCCACUCUCUAGACCACUAGCUUUAAUAGGCUCCACACUGUGUUACUAUCCCCACUCUCAUUUGGUUUCAUAUGCAGGGUCCGACGUUAAGGUUUUUUCCUACUUGCCCUGCUGGGUAAGUACUUCUCAAAUCUACUUGCCCCAUCUAAAUUCUUACUUGCCCUGCAUAAGAGGUUCUUUUUCUGGCUGUGUGGUGCAUAUAUUAGAUCAUAACUUAUAUCUUACGUCAGCAGAGACGCUCAGCCAAUGGAGGCAGCAGCACAUAAAAAAGCAGCACACUGCAACUGGCCCCUCCGAGGACAGAAACAGGAGAGGAAAUACAGGCCUGGAGUUAAGAUAUUUUUAGGGCAAGGCCACU